Molecule: messenger RNA, 2463 nt
Organism: Caenorhabditis angaria
Lineage: Eukaryota; Metazoa; Nematoda; Chromadorea; Rhabditida; Rhabditidae
Source: the annotation of a GenBank genome assembly
AUGAACAACAUGGGUUCAAGCUCUCAACAAUCAGAUCCUCUUUAUGAUCUACCAGUUCCACAGUAUUUUCAAAAUCCUAACCCGAAUCCGCAUCCGAAUCCUAACCCAAAUUUGUUCCCCCUUCCACUUCAACUUCCAAUACCGAUGCCACUUCCGAUGCCAAAUCCAAAUCCAAAUCCACCAAUCUCGUAUCAAAAUCUAGUAUUUGUGCCACCAUUCAUCCCGCAACUUGAAGAUGGAAUUGCACCAAAUCGUCGUUGGAGUUAUGAAAGUGGAGCACCAGCUCAAGCGGGAGAAGAAGAAGGAGGAGAAAAGGGUGGAGCGUCGGCUGCAUCGGGAGGAGGGAUAACAAUCAAAAAAGAGGACGAGGGAACACUCUCCGACUACCAUAAUCUUGGAGCAUCGGCCAAUCAUUUGCACAUGUCGAAUAUUGGCCAACAGCAACAACAGCAACCACAACAGCAAAUUGAGAAUCAUUUAAUUGUUGGUCAAGAUUUUCAUCAUCAAGAGCAACAUCUUCAACAUAUUCAGCAAAAUAAUCAACAUCUUAUUCAACAUCAGCAAAAUCUAGUUCAACAUCAGCAAAUUGUUGACCAACAAGUUCCUCAGCUUCCACAUCAACAUCCACAUCCACAUCCAUAUCGUGAUAAUGGUGAGUUUCCCCUCGAAAAAUUUUUUUAAAAAUAAUCCGAAUUGUUUCAAAAAAAUUCUGAAAGAUGAUAUCAAUUUUGUUUUAAUCUUCAGAUUUUUGAAGAAUUAAAAUUUUCGAUUGCCCUUUAAGAAUUCAGGAAUUGUUUAGAUUUUUCUCGACCUCAAAAUCAGGCCAGAUUCUAGAGAUUUUUCAAAAUCUUCAGAGCUAAAGUGAAGAUUUUCAUAUCAAUAACUUGAAAUAUAGAAAAAUAAUUUAUGAAAGUUAACAGAUACUAGCCACAAGAAUUGUGUAUUUCCAAAGAAUUCUUCAAAUUUGAAAACCAUUCCAAUAUCGAUUUUUAGACUGAAAACCACCUAAAGUCCAAAAAAAUUUUCCACUACACAUAAAUCCUCCUAGCCAUCAUAAUCAUAAAAUCCUCCUAAUUUUCCAAAAAGAUUAGCCAGAUCAAAAAUCACGUCACUACGUUCUUCUUAUUUUUGAACUCCAAAAUUUCCAGACCUCUUCGAUAACGACUAUUUUGUAACACACAACGUUCGUUCGGUUUCAGCCCCAAGUAUUGGCAAUAAUGGUGAGUUUCCCGAACAACUUUCAAGAAACAUCUGAAAAGACUUUUAGGUUACGUUGCGAAUGCUCAACGUGGCUUAGACUUUGGUGCGAGACGUCGUUUUCGCACCAAUUUCACCGAGCAACAAUCAUUGUUUUUGGAGGACUCGUUCCGUGAUUCACACUAUCCAGAUCAUAAGUCAAAAAAGGAUAUGGCUACAUUGUUGAAUAUUCCAGAAGAUCGGAUUACGGUAAGCUUAAGUCUAAUGAAAAAAAAUGUGCUUUGUCACCCCUCCUCCUCUUUUUUUUUGAAACUUCUCGCUUGACGAGAAAUUGAAGAAAAACAACGUCUGGCACAUGUGGGACCCAUGUAUCGUGUUGCAAUUUACGAUUGCUCUCGAUUGAGCUCCCCGCACACUUUUUACCACAAUUUGUUUUUGAUUGAUCGGCCCAAUUGACAUAAAUCACCUGAAAGUGGAAGGAGGGGAGGGGAAGUAAAUACUGUAGGUUUAGGGAUCAGAAACAAAAAUAGUUGGAAGUUUUUUUUUCAAAAUUUUAGAAAGUUUCGGAAAAAUUUGACCUCUUUCCUAACCUGAGCAAUGUGUGAUUUUAAGCAACUCAAAGCAGAUUAGGAAAAAAUAUCUCAAACGAUUUUGAAUUUUCAAAAUAAAUCUGUUGAUAUUCAAUUUUUUCAAAUCUCCUUAACAUCGUUUACUCCAAGAACUCUUAAAUUAUAAAAUUCUUUCUUAAUAUACUGUGGUCAAGCUCAUCAAACGAUUAAAUAUAUAUAUUCUCCGAGGAAAAAGCAUUGACUAAAAAUCAAUUUUCCUCCGAUUUCCUAGAAUGAUGUCAAUCCAGAAGCCAUAAAAAACUAGCGUCAAAGUUCAACAACUUUUUUCUCAAGAAUCAGAAAUGUAGUCUCAUUUUUUUACAAUAUUAUUAAUCUAAUGAGAUUAACUCUUUUACUAAUGAGUUCGGAUAAAAGUAUAAAUAUAGUUUACAUAUUACAUUUUCAGGUCUGGUUCCAAAACCGUCGCGCCAAAUGGCGCAGAAAGGAAUUGCGCGACAAGGAGAGAUCUCGUAGCGACAAUUGUGCGGGUCCUUCGUGUUCCUUUGAUUAUUCGUGCUAUGCAUCAUCAUCUUCCGAUUCCGCUUUUUUGCCACCCGACAAUUUUCCAGUUUUGGAAAAUAAUUAUGAUAAUAAUGAGCAAUAUCAAGAUCUCAAACCAGAAAAUAUCCCCGGGCCAUACUCGAUCUCAAACCAGUGA